AUGGAAAUUACCAGAGUCAGUCAAUCGAGAAGCAAUCUCUCUUCGACAACUUAUGAGAACUGGGAAAAACACAUCCGAUCGAUUUUGGCAGCAAUUAAGCUCGAUAGUCCAUCUAUUUUGGAAGCAGCUCGAGAUGUCGAACUUUGUUUAGCUGAUAGUUUAGAAGCUCUGGGAUGUCACGGUCUCAUCAAUUGCUCCGAGGGACUCAUCCGAUUGCUGGAUGCGAUAUGUCUCGAGGUGUCAAACCAUCAGAAAAAGCUGAAACAGGUCGCAAAACAACUUCGCAAUCUGAAGAUUAGUAAAAGCGAGUUCGAAGCAUCCAGUGCUGCAAGUCAUCAUCGUCACGUGAAUUUGCACUUAUCACAGGUGUAUCUCCGAAUAAGCAACAAUAACAGAAUCAAGAAUUUCCUCAUCGAAUCUCUCAUUAAUCCGAACUUAAGCAGCUUAUUGCGCAUUGUUUGUCGAAGAGUAAUUUGUGAUCAAACGCUGAUCAAAUUGUACAAAGUGCUGAUGAACUCGGCUCCAUCCGAUUAUGCUAUUUCGGAAACGGAUCCGAUAGUAGCUGAUGUGAUAGCAACAUUCAACAUGGCAUAUCAUAGGCUUUUAAGCUUAAGCUCAGUGAAUCAUCAUCAGUUCAAUGAAUGUCCAAAUAGCAACAAAUACAUUAGUGAAACGAGUCACGAAGAGGAUUUAGCACAAUAUCGCUUGCUUCUAUCGACUUCAGACACUGACACCGAAACAGAUCCUUCGUGCACUGACUUAGCCUCGUCCAACUCACAAAUUGCUAUUGCAUCAUCUUUUGGAAAAGGUAUUCAACGAAACAAUCGGAAAAGAAGUGGUCGAAUAAAGAAAGGUAAAUUCCGUUUGUUCCUGAAUUUUCCUGAAAGCCAGCUGCAGCUGCAACAAUCGCUGUAUUGCGCGCAGCGGAAUGCGAUCUGCAAGAAGUAUGAAUAG
This is a messenger RNA of Brugia pahangi, 954 nucleotides long. Lineage: Eukaryota; Metazoa; Nematoda; Chromadorea; Rhabditida; Onchocercidae. The record is from the annotation of a GenBank genome assembly.